This is a messenger RNA of Alternaria alternata, 5937 nucleotides long. RefSeq names its product SAICAR synthase-like protein. Bases 1 to 5937 code for a protein of 1978 amino acids. NCBI's taxonomy places the organism in Eukaryota, Fungi, Ascomycota, Dothideomycetes, Pleosporales, Pleosporaceae. The record is from RefSeq and is a predicted model, not a curated record. The transcript has 4 exons. Gene Ontology annotation, molecular function: inositol hexakisphosphate kinase activity. Gene Ontology annotation, cellular component: cytoplasm; nucleus. Gene Ontology annotation, biological process: inositol phosphate biosynthetic process; phosphatidylinositol phosphate biosynthetic process.
AUGCCGCUCUAUUUACACCCUCACCUGAAGCGGGGACUGGACUUUGAUGGUUUCCAUGUCGACCCAGAAGACCUCCUCGAAGAACCACUCGCAGAAUACGAGGACGCUGAGCACCGGGCAGCGAAGCGACGAAGAAUCGAAGCGAUUGCAUCCCGAUAUCUGCGUGGCCGAGCACCCGUCAUUGUCACAGCAGGGCUAAGAGGACCCUUCAACAAUGACUGGAAGAACCCAUGGGCAAAACCCAUAGUAGAAAAAAAGAAGAAGAAGAUAUCACACAAGAGCAACAAGGCCGCUGUUGGUCGAAGAGACGCAAUUGGGCAUAGGAGCAGCGCAAGGGUGAGGAGGAGCACUGAAAGCGUUGUCGUCGAAGAAUCCGCGCCGCCCCAGACAGAGUCGCCAGAAACAUCCAGGGCUGCCAAGGACGACCUCGACCGCCGCGAACACGACGAUAGCCUCGACGAAAUCGAAGUCCCGCCCGCGACAGCGCCCUUACCCGACGACGACGACGAAGAAGAUGUACCCGAAACGAUAGAAUCCGUGAGCAUAUCCACGGCUAGAUGCAUACAAAGUCGCUCUCCCAUGACAAACCCAUUCUGGUUGCGUCGCCCUGACUCCGCCAGAGUCGACAUGCGCAAAGCCACAAACCGGAACACGGACACGUCUCCAACACGAUCACGAUCGCGAAAUAGCGCCUCACAAACACAAACGUUAUCAGAAUUGCGGCUCAGUCUCCCAAAAGCACCUAUUCAGGCUCAGACAUCGGCACUUGGAGCAUUGGAGCAAGAGGAAUGGGCAUCAAGCGCGUCGGCUUCCAUGAUGAUAUCCUCACCUACCAGGGGUGCCGAUACGGAAGUUCAGGCACAAGUCCUAACCGCUGCAGACUCAGUAACCGAGGCAGGUGAUACUCCGGCUCUGACCAUAGCAACACCUCACAGCAGUCAGUCGGGACAACGGUCACAGCGGACAGUACCGAUCAUUACUUCUUCGAUAGGAAGUCAGGGAAGACGUACAAGAGAUGAUGUACAGCAGCCAGUUUCUAGAAAAUCGAAACUGAGGCCGAGAGCAGUCAACUUCGACUCAUCGCCAGAGAAAGCUCCCUCAGUCAGAGAACCAGUUGCUGACAAGACUGCUACCCAGGAUGAAGCCAAGAAUGAGCUGCAGGAGGUCUGUACAGAGGAAGUUACCGUCGAAGUGCAAGCAUCUCCGCAGGUGGAAGGACAUGUUACUGUGGUCCAGGAUGAGAAUUCGGAUUUCCGCACAAGUCGAGGCAGUCAUAAUUCUGACUGGUCUACACAAGCCGCAUUGCUGCGAGCUCAGCUUGAGUUCCAGCAAAGCACUUUCCCCAUAGUAUCGCCUGAGGUCCUUCGAUUGGAUUCACAACCCUCACUUCGAGAUACACCCCGUCCGUAUUUGGCCGCUCCCAUCGCAGCAACUACACCCCAUUCUGGCUUCACGGUCCAGCGAGACGAACCGCUGGCACCCGAGACUGUACUGCAGGCUCCACCCAUCAGUACGCAGGACCUCUUUGGCGCAGCGUCACCAUUCGCGUUCAGCACAGUGAAGAAGAAGCCUGAAGAAUCACAACGAAGCAAUCUGCGGUUCGCUCUCAGUCCUAGUGAUGGGGUACUGAAAGCUGACGCAAUCGCUAAGAGCCCCACUCCUGGUACCGACCGAAUUCCAUUGAAGGAUAAGAACAACAUCACAUCGAUCUGGAGCUUCACUACAGACAAAGCUUCACAAGGAUCUCAGGGGCUUUUAGGUGACAUGUCCAAGGGGGCGUUGAAGGACAUUAGAUUCCCAGCACUGGACAUCGACACGUCACUAGGUGACUUCGGCCCUACUGGUGAUCUGGAUUUUACAGAUCGAUUCCUUCCGCCGCUGCUCUGCACGCUAAUCUGGAAGAUCCGCCCCUGCUGGCCCUCCGCUGUGUCUCCGCCGCGCCCAAACGACCGCAUCCUGGCAAACGACCUGAGCGCCCACCCGGCAAUAUCUGCCACCCAUCCUGCCACGAGGUGCCUUCCCAACGGUCGAAUCAAUGUCGAGCCCAUGUCACCCCAGCCGGACGCCCAAGGAAAUACCUCACCCCCCGCAUCGGUGAGGUCGAACGCCAGCCAUGGAGUUCGCACGCCGGACCCCGAGCACGACCAAGUGACGCCCAAGACCCUCUCCCAGACGGGCCGUUCACGCACGGCUCCCAUUGUCCACGAUAACAACAACCUUUGGAAGUCGUCAAUUGACCGCCCCCAGCUGGACGAGCGCGACAGCAUAUUCGCGACUACCUAUCUCCACACCGACAGCCCCAUCUCCUCUCCGCGGGCCAGCGCACGCAAUGUAGACCCCGCCAACGAUGCUCCCGAACACAGUCUGUCAGAGAUGGCAGCACCAGCACCUCCCCAGAGGCGAUUGAUGGAUCCGCCCAUCAUUCGCAGGAAACAUUCCACCCUGCCGCCAUCCACUUCUUCUAUCGACCACCAAGCCGUCUUGACUACCCCCUUCAACCCCCGCGCAGCCAUUGCAGCUGGUGUGGGUUUCGACGCCAUCCAUCACAGUCCUCCGCCCUUUAUGAGUCCCGUCGAUUCGCCCGUACAGCACCCCAGCACCCCACCGCGUCCCGAACUCCAAUACGAGGCUCUUCUCGAGAGCGAGGAGAGACGUAGGAAUAGAGAAUGGCGUGAGGGAAAGCCUGUUCCGUUCAAGGGCAACAUGAUCUCCGACCAGCCUGUCAUGGACGUUGAGAUGGAAAAGAAGAUUGAAGCAACACUUGCCAAGACUGAGCAACCUACGUCUGCCCGCAGUCGGAAAGCAAGCCACUAUCUACGCGUAUUCAAGGAUGGCGACCCUACCGAAGAACCGAGGAAGAAGGACAACAAGGCGAGAGAGCGUCCGUCCGUUGAGAGAACCCUGUCCACGCUUUCAGAGGAAGCCACAAACGAGACUGUUGCUCUGAUCGAUCAGCUCCGUCGCGCGUCAAUGGCGUCCUCCGUCGUACAGUCACCUCUGGGCGGUCCAAUUGAGUCAUACUUUGAAGCGAAAGCCGCACCUCGCACGGAACCAGGCGCUGUCGCCACUCCCUCUGACGGAAGCACGCGACCGGAUGUGAGCACUCCAGACAAGAAGCAAUUCCCGCGGCGUCUUCUCGAGGACAUUCGCGGCUUCGGAAACUUGACCCCUGGCGCGGACCCAAGAUCAUUGCUCUCACGCAGUCUUCCUACCUCGGCGGUGGAGAAGGUUCACGCACACGCACCAACGAACGGAUCAGCACACUAUCACGAGCCGUCCGAUUACUUCCAAGUCAAAGAUGGAGGCAACAGAGAACGUACACCGGGCUCGGAGGAAGACGACGAAUCGGAGAAAGAGCAAAUAUCUUCAGCUCUAUACUUCCCCCAUAGGCGUCUCAAGACAAGUGAGCAACUGCCUGCAGAAACACAGAACCAAGAUAGAGAGGUGAAUGCUGUCGAGAAGAGGGCUUCAACUCACGAAGUUGCGGGGCCAAAGGGCUGGGCCACAGAGAAGGAUGUGCAAACCCCACAAGAAGUAGAAAUUUCUCUACAGUCCCAAGAUACCAAUCAAUGCCUUCAUGGUGAUAUCUCCACGGCGACUUCCGUAAAGAAAGACAAAGAACAACCGCUGACGUCCGCUGGCGAUGCGCUUUCAGCUGAAUCUGAAUCUGAGUCGAUUGCCGAAUCUACUCAGUCACAUCUUGGUUAUGAAUCCAGUGCGACUGAUGACCUAGGAACGACGCCCACUGCGACUACGCACAAACAGGAAGUUAAAGCCGCUGCGCCACAGGUAGCUCAGCCACCCGCCCCACUGGGAGCUGUGGAGCUGAAGCCGUACGAUCACCAAGUGGGCGGCCAUUCCACCGUCUACCGUUUUUCAAGACGAGCAGUUUGCAAACAACUGAACAAUCGUGAGAAUGAGUUCUACGAAACAGUGGAGCGGCAGCACCCAGAGCUAUUGGAAUUCUUGCCAAGGUACAUUGGUGUCUUGAACGUGACUUAUCGAAAAGCACCCAAAAAGAAAAAGGGCGCCAAGGACAAAGCGAAAUCUGAUGCCGCGCCAACUACUUCUGCAACACAGUCAGAAAAUGCUUCAAGACAGGCUUCCAAAGCUCCUGGAGAUCGGGGCAAAGAUGAACAACCCCGAGUAGUCAGCCACUCGCAACAAGUUGGUAUGACCAUUCCUCAGGUAAUAUUCGAGAACAAUCGGCAUAUCAUCCCAGACAACCUAUUUCGUGUGCCACCACGUUCCACCACUCCAGAUCCAUGGAUGAGGAAUUCCUCGAUCUUACAGCAGCAACAUCGGCGAAACCAGAGUGAUUACGGACAUGUCUCUCAAAGUCCAACACGGCCUCCGUUGCAGCAUACCAGCAGUUGGGGUGUCACGACAAUCAACAGAAAACUACAAGAAGAAGUGCUUCGUCAAGUUUUCGCACCGCCACCCAUCCAUCAUCGGUCGCGUCACCACCACCAUGGGAUCUCUACCCGCAAGGCUGGAAGAGACACACCACAGACUGUGGCUGGUUCUGCGCCUACCAUAAGGAGAAAUAGCACAGAUGUAUCUGGUUUGCAUCCACCACUGACAGAAGAGUGCACACGAAAACAAGUUCUGAAAGCUGAAGCACACCGACAUGCUUCCGACAAGAACCCCGAUUCUGCCCUUUCUAGCUCGGCUGGACGACCAGAAAUGAAUGGCGAUACUCUGAAGCCAUCGCAAAACACUAUUCCCCGCCGUCGUCAUUCUGGAAGUGGACUUACUAGGAGACCUUUGGGAAUAGAUACUAUCCAGAGACACAACUUGGAAUACUAUGAAGAGGACGGCUAUGGUGGUGAUGCCGAGGAGGAGGUAUUUGCCAUGGACGAGGAUCGCAACGCCCUGACCGACGCAAAGGAACAGAACAGGGGUCGGUCUGUGCAAGUCUCCGGCACACUCAAUGGCUCCGAUGCUCAGAGGCCAACGGAGGGUACCAUGCUGCCAGCUCCAGCUGUUCCUAAUGGCACGGGUGCUCCGCUUAAGGACGAACCUUCCAACCCCGAUCAGGCGCAGCACCAGCCUGACGAGCGCGUUCAACACUUCAUCCUUCUUGAAGACCUUACUGCUGGCAUGACAAGGCCUUGUGUCUUAGACUUGAAGAUGGGUACGCGCCAGUAUGGUGUGGAAGCCGAUGAGAAGAAACAGCGGUCUCAACGGCGCAAGUGUCAGAUGACCACCAGUGCUCAACUCGGCGUGCGAGUCUGCGGUAUGCAAAUUUGGAACGCCAAGACCCAGAGCUACAUCUUCGAGGACAAGUACUUCGGUCGAGAUCUGAAAGCAGGAAAAGAAUUUCAGGACGCGCUUAAGCGCUUUUUUUGGGAUGGGACGAGCUACAAAGCAGCAAACAGACACAUACCCGUCAUAUUGGAGAAGAUCAGCCAACUGGAACGCAUGAUACGAAAACUUCCAGGAUACAGAUUCUACGCGAGUAGUUUGUUGAUGCUCUAUGAUCGUGGGGACGGUGAGUCGAAGGAGAAAGACGCAGCACCCUCUUUACCUAACGGCUUGUCGAACCCGAGCAACGAAGACGUUUCAACAAUACCAUCUGGACUUACAUCACCAGGGCCGACAGUCGCUUCUAAACCGUCACCCAAGAAGCACGGAGAGAUCAAGCUGAAAAUUGUCGACUUUGCCAACUGCGUGACUGCAGAAGACCCUCUACCAGACGACUUACCUUGUCCACCUGAAAAUCCCGACGGCAUCGAUAGAGGGUACCUCCGUGGCCUCCGAUCACUACGCCUCUACUUCCAACGCAUUUGGAAUGACAUCAACGAGGAAUGGGUCGAACGAGGCGAGGGCGAGGGCAUGGCGCGAAAUCAUCACCAUGGCCCUGGUUUAGGUGAGGUUGGUGCGGGCUGGAUGGAUGAUGCUGGUGGUGAGGAUACAGGCUACGCCAGUUUCUAA